Molecule: messenger RNA, 2369 nt
Organism: Medicago truncatula (barrel medic)
Lineage: Eukaryota; Viridiplantae; Streptophyta; Magnoliopsida; Fabales; Fabaceae
Exons: 2
Coding region: 181-2136 (651 amino acids)
Source: RefSeq, a predicted model, not a curated record
UUGAAUCUUUUCUCAAAAUUUGAAUUUCUUAACUCUCUUUCUCUCUCUCUUCCUCAAUUAAUAAAUCUGAAAGUUACAAUUUUUAUGCAUUGAACACAGUUCCCACUACCUCAUAUGAAAUUCAAAUUUCCUUAAACCCCAUUUCACCAUUUCGAUUGUUAGGUCACAAACACAAACUAAAUGGGUGCAUGUUUGAGCAAGAAGAAAGCUUCAUCUUCUACUUCCUCCUCACACCCCCUUUCUUCCACCAAAUCACUUUCCACACCCCCAACUCAACAAAAACAUUCUGAUAACAACAAUGUUACAGAAACAGAAACUACCCUUAAGAACAACAACGUAGUACAAGAGAAACAACAAGACCCAGAAGUUGUAGAAGAACCAAAAAAAGAGAUUUUUAUCAUCAAACAUAGAAAAAGCCAUGAUGAAAAAAGAGAGAAAAACUCCAUCAAAAUCACACCUUUCACUGUUCAACACAAUGUUCCAUCACAACAAAAUGAUGGGUUGGUUUCAUCUAGUGAAACAGAAUCAUUGAACAGCAACAAUAAGGUUGGUAGUGUUGUUGGUGUGAGAACUUCAAGCUGUACUAAAGAAGAAGUUGAUGCAAUUCUAAUUCAAUGUGGAAGAUUAAGCAGAAGCUCUUCUGGAAAAGCUGCUACUUCUUCUUCAGCUAGAAAAUAUUCUGGUUCAAAAAGAAGUUUUGAUUUUGAUCAUUGUGAUAACAAUGAUUCAAUUUCAGCUGAAGAUGAACAAAAGAGAGUUCAUGCUCAUGGGAGUGAUAACAGUGAGGAAUAUGAUGGUGUUGCUCGGCAUAACCACCGUCCGCGUCACCGGAAUUCACCAAAGAAAGCUUCUUCUUCUUCUAAUGGAAGGAGAAGGACACCAAGUAGAGAAAGAGAUCAACGUUCGAGUAGUAGAGAGCGAAGAGUGAGUAGAUCUCCUGGAAGAAGAUCAUCUGAAAAUGGAAGCAACAACAACAACAAUAACAAUAACAGUAAUGGUUCUGGUUCAGGUUGUACUAGGCCAGGGAAAAUGGUGACUGUUCCUGCUACUGUUACAUCAUUGGUUAUGGAUAAAAGUAACAAUGGUGGAGGAGAAGGUGUUAAGAGGGUUAAUGUGAAGAGAAAUGUUGCAUCACCACGUUCAAUGUCACCUGCUAGAGGAAAUGUGAAUGGUUUGAAUCAGCAACGUUCAAUGUCACCUGCAAGAGGAAAUGGGAAUGUAGUGAAUCAGAAUCAGCAACCUUCUCUUAGCAGGAAUAACUCUGCAAGGAAAACUGAAGUUUCACCUUAUAGAAGAAACCCUCUUAGUGAAGUUGAUCCUAAUUCACUUGCUUAUCCACAAUCAAAUGCUAAUAAUGGUGGAAGCAAAGUUCAGAACAAAGGCAAAAAGGAGAUUGAAGUGGAGACAAUUCAGAAACCAACUGUUGAAAUGAGGGACAACACAAGAAACAGGACAAACAACAGAGUUGGUAUGGAAAAGGGUGUGAAUUGCCACACAAAGGAACAGCAACAGGAAGAGAUCAAGGUAAUGUCUGAUAAUACUAUUGUGAAGAAUGUGGUGAUGCCAUCAGGGAUUACAAGAAGCAGAUCAUCUAGAAGAUCAAGAGACUUCGACACAGCCAAUCCCGAACCUCUAACCAAUCCACCACAAACCUCCUACACUUCAUUACUCCUUGAAGACAUUCAAAACUUCCAUCAAAAGAACACAACACAACCUUCUGUUUCUCUUCCAGCUUGUCUCAACAAAGCUUGUUCUAUCCUUGAAGCUGUUGCUGAUCUUAACUCCACAACAAGUUCAACUUUCUCUAGAAAUGAGUACAACAAUGUUGCUGUUCCUGAAUCAUCAUUUGUAGAAUCUGAGCUUGUUGUGAGUGAUGAUGUGAUGGAACCAAGUUUACACAAGUAUGUUACUGUUAAAAGAGGUGGUUCACUCUGUGAGGAUCAAGAGAGUUCAGGAAGUAAUAGCUUCACUGUGAGUAGUGGUCAACAACAAUGGAACAUUUGUUCUUCUGGUGAUUCAUCGGAUUGUUGGAGUUCGAGAUUGAAUUCAAAAGAGGAGAGUUUGAAAAGAAGAGAGUGUGAUCAUCAGCAUAGUGGUGGUAUUGGACGUGGAAGACUUGCUACUGCAUCAACAUAGUUGUGAUGAAGAUUAAGACAUUUGGAUUCUCAUUUUCAUGUUGUAAUAACUUGAAUGAUUGUUAUUGAGUUUGAUAUUUCUUCUGUUUGGUGGAGUUGCAUGCUUGCAACAACCUCUAUUAUGUGUUUUUCAUUAUGGCAAAAUUGAAGAUUAUAUUUCAUCUUUGCAAAUUUCACUGUUCUGCUUAUCAACAAUUGUUGUUUUUCUUAUUGCAACUAUGUUGCAUUAUGUUA